Molecule: messenger RNA, 4074 nt
Organism: Salvia miltiorrhiza (redroot sage)
Lineage: Eukaryota; Viridiplantae; Streptophyta; Magnoliopsida; Lamiales; Lamiaceae
Product: ABC transporter B family member 9-like
Exons: 12
Coding region: 173-3967 (1264 amino acids)
Biological process (GO): transmembrane transport
Cellular component (GO): membrane
Molecular function (GO): ABC-type transporter activity; ATP binding; ATP hydrolysis activity
Source: RefSeq, a predicted model, not a curated record
AAAAAAAUUCACAUGAACUUCUAGAAAUAUAUAAGUUAGUACGUACACUAUUAAUCUCUCCAACAGAUCCUUUAUAUAUUUCAUCACACUCGAGUUAUUACACAAUUCGUGUCUGAGAUCACAAUUCGAAAACUAUUUCUCGCUUCCAAAUUUUCAGAAUCGCAGAAUAGAGAUGGCCAACGAUCUGGCGGCGGCGACGACGCCAUCUGAGAAGAAGGAGGAGGAGAAAGUGCCGUAUUAUAAACUGUUUUCUUUUGCAGACAAGCUUGAUGUACUUCUAAUGGUGGUCGGGGCAAUCGCAGCCAUCGGGAAUGGGGUGUCGCAGCCGCUCAUGACGCUUAUUUUCGGCGAGUUGGUGGAUUCCUUCGGCGGAGGUGAUAAAUCAUCAAUUGUGCAUGCAGUUUCGAAGGUAGCGUUGAAAUUGGUAUACUUGGGCAUCGGUGCUGGUGUUGCUUCACUUCUACAGAUGAUGUGUUGGAUGGUAACUGGAGAAAGACAGGCUGCUCGAAUACGAGGGUUAUACUUGAAAACUAUAUUAAGGCAGGAUAUCGAGUUCUUUGAUACUCAAACAUCAACGGGAGAGAUCAUUGGGAGAAUGUCUGGUGAUACGAUCCUCAUUCAAGAUGCCAUGGGCGAAAAAGUGGGAAAAUUCAUUCAAUUUGUUUCGACAUUCGUAGGAGGCUUUCUUAUUGCUUUCUGUAGAGGAUGGCUCCUAGCGAUUGUGUUGUGUACGUGCAUUCCUGCACUUUGUAUAGCAGGAGCAUUUUCAGCUGUACUCAUGGGGAAGAUGGCAACCCUCGGACAAGCUGCUUAUGCCGAGGCUGGAAAUGUAGUUGAACAAACAGUUGGAGCAAUUAGGACGGUUCAAUCCUACAAUGGCGAGAAACAAGCAGUGGAUAAGUAUGACAGUAAACUGCAGAUUGCUUAUAAGGCUACUGCGAAACAAGGGCUAGCUUCGGGCACCGGAUUUGGUUGCAUGUUAUUCGUUGUCUUUGCCACAUAUGGACUUGCAGUUUGGUAUGGAGGCAAACUGAUAAUAACCAAAGGAUACAGUGGAGGGAAAGUUGUGAAUGUUAUCAUGUCCAUCAUGACAGGAGGAAUAGCAAUUGGUCAGGCUUUUCCGUGUGUAAGUUCCUUUGCAUCAGGUCAAGCUGCUGCGUACAAGAUGUUUGAGACCAUCAACCGUAAACCAAAAAUCGAUGCUGGAUGUAGUGGGAUUGUUUUGGAAGAUAUCAAAGGUGAAAUCGAGCUCAAAGAUGUAUAUUUCAGAUAUCCAGCAAGGCCAGAAGUUCAGAUAUUUCGAGGAUUCUCAAUAUUCAUACCGAGUGGGAAGACAGCUGCAUUGGUUGGACAGAGUGGAAGUGGAAAAUCAACGGUGAUUAGCUUGGUGGAGAGGUUUUAUGAUCCUGAAGCUGGAGAAGUACUGAUUGAUGGGGUUAACUUGAAGCAGUUGAAGUUGAAAUGGAUCAGAGGGAAGAUUGGACUUGUGAGCCAGGAACCUAUCUUGUUUGCUACCUCCAUGAAGGACAACAUACUAUACGGAAAGGAAGAUGCAACUGUUGAAGAAGUAAGAAGGGCCAUUCAGCUUGCUAAUGCUGCUAACUUCAUUGACAAGUUACCACAGGGUCUUGAUACGAUGGUGGGUGAACAUGGCACCCAGUUGUCUGGAGGUCAGAAACAGAGGAUUGCAAUUGCUCGGGCCAUCCUGAAAGAUCCCAAAAUUCUCCUUCUUGAUGAAGCAACAAGUGCUCUGGAUGCCGAAUCAGAACGAGUAGUUCAGGAAGCACUUGACAAUGUCAUGACAAACCGUACAACGGUGGUGGUUGCACAUCGUUUGACAACCAUUAGGAAUGCUGAUAUGAUAGCCGUUGUGCAUCUCGGGAAACUGGUAGAGCAAGGCACACAUGAUGAACUGAUGAAAGAUCCUGAGGGAGCUUAUACGCAGCUUGUUCGCAUGCAAGAACGGGCCAAAGAGACUGAAACUAGUUCUAGUCAAGAAGAGUCCCCUCAAGUCUUGGAGAGAAGCUUGAGCAGAUCUGAGAGAAGCUUGAGCAGAUCUGACAGCCAGAGACUUUCCAUGCGCAAAUCCACAAGCAAUGACUCAUCAAGGCAUUCAUUCUCACUUUACGGUGUUCCUAAUUUUGACAUGCGCGGGAUCCAACCUAUAGAAGACGACGGGGAGGAACCUGAUGCAGACAAGUUGAGGAAACGCAAGAAAGUUUCUAUCAGACGGCUAGCAGCAAUGAACAAACCCGAAGUGCCAUAUUUGAUACUUGGAUGUGUAGGUGCAGGAGUGCAAGGUUUGGUUUUCCCAAUGUUUGGGCUUUUGCUGUCAACAGCUAUCAGAAUUUUCUUCGAACCUCCGAAUCAGCUCAGUAAGGAUUCCAAAUUCUGGGCACUUAUGAUGGUUGUGCUAGGCCUCAGUACUCUGCUGGCCCUUCCUGUACAGAAUUACUUCUUCGGAGUUGCAGGUGGGAAGUUGAUUCAAAGGAUUCGUUCUAUGUCGUUCAAGAAGGUCGUUCACCAAGAGAUCAGUUGGUUUGAUGAUCCUGCAAAUUCAAGUGGAGCAAUUGGAGCUCGAUUAUCAAGUGAUGCCUCCACUGUUAGAAGCUUGGUGGGGGAUGCUUUGGGACUAAUCGCCCAAAAUAUAUCCACUUGUAUAGCAGGUCUCGUCAUCGCCUUCACUGCUAACUGGUUGCUGGCCAUCAUAAUCUUAGCCGCCCUGCCUUUUGUUGGUUUACAAGGAUUCAUUCAGAUGAAAUUCUACAAAGGCUUCUCUGCUGAUGCCAAGGUUAUGUAUGAAGAGGCUAGUCAAAUAGCAAAUGAUGCUGUUAGCAGUAUCAGAACAGUGGCUUCGUUCAGCUCUGAGGACAAGGUGAUGAAGAUGUACGAGGAAAAAUGCGAGGCUCCUCUGAAUGAAGGAAUCAAGCUCGGAUGUUUUAGUGGUAUGGGUUUUGGUGUUGGUUCGUUGGCACUUUAUUGCGCGCAGGCGUUCUGUUUCUACAUGGGAUCUAUUCUUAUUGAAAAAAACAAAGCAUCAUUUGGAGAAGUAUUCAAGGUUUUCUUCGCCCUAACCAUGUCCGCCACUGGAAUUUCCCAAGCUAGUGCUACAGCUCCGGAUGUCAACAAAGUUAAAGACUCUGCUGCCUCUAUAUUUGAGUUACUUGACAGCAAACCUAAGAUUGAUUCAAGCAAAGAGGAAGGUACAACAUUGGCUAGUGUUCGUGGUGAGAUUGAGCUUGUACACGUGAGUUUCAAGUAUCCCACACGACCUGAUAUUCCAAUCUUCAGAGAUUUAUGCCUAUCCAUACCUUCUGGCAAGUCAGUUGCUCUUGUUGGAGAGAGCGGCAGUGGGAAAUCAACUGUCAUCUCGCUGAUAGAGAGGUUCUACAAUCCUGACUCGGGCCAGAUUUUCUUGGACGGAGUUGAACUUAGGAAAUUCAAGCUGAGUUGGCUGAGGCAUCAGAUGGGGUUGGUGAGCCAGGAGCCCGUGCUGUUCAACGACACAAUCCGAGCCAAUAUCGCCUAUGGGAAGAAGGGAGACGUAACCGAAGAAGAGAUCAUUAAUGCAACAAAAGCUGCCAAUGCUCACAACUUCAUCUCCGGAUUGCCAAAUGGCUAUGACACAACUGUUGGCGAGAGAGGCGUGCAGUUAUCAGGCGGUCAGAAGCAACGGAUUGCCAUUUCUCGAGCCAUACUGAAAGACCCCAGGAUCCUUCUCCUUGAUGAGGCGACAAGCGCCCUGGACACUGAGUCGGAAAGGAUAGUGCAGGACGCGUUAGACAGAGUGAUGGUGAACAGAACGACGGUCGUGGUAGCCCAUCGUCUGACGACAAUAAUGGGGGCGGAUAUCAUUGCUGUCGUCAAGAACGGAGUGAUUUCUGAGAAGGGAAAGCAUGAUGUGCUGAUGAAGAUUAAAGGUGGAGUAUAUGCAUCCUUGGUUGCUCUUCAUGCAACUUCACAGUAAUUUUUAUUUCUAAUGUUCACAGAUGAAAAUCAGAGACUGGAAUUUCGUGCAUUCUUUACUUUCUUUCAUUAGGUUGGUCAUAUAAAUUCUUUAUUGAUUGGUUGUUA